Eupeodes corollae is the source of this 5414-nucleotide messenger RNA. RefSeq names its product bifunctional glutamate/proline--tRNA ligase (gene GluProRS). The transcript has 9 exons. Gene Ontology annotation, cellular component: cytoplasm; aminoacyl-tRNA synthetase multienzyme complex. Gene Ontology annotation, molecular function: proline-tRNA ligase activity; ATP binding; glutamate-tRNA ligase activity. Gene Ontology annotation, biological process: translation; prolyl-tRNA aminoacylation; glutamyl-tRNA aminoacylation. The coding region runs from base 110 to 5239 and encodes 1709 amino acids. NCBI's taxonomy places the organism in Eukaryota, Metazoa, Arthropoda, Insecta, Diptera, Syrphidae. The record is from RefSeq and is a predicted model, not a curated record.
CUGUGGUGUGGCAAAUGAAAAACCGUGUACAAUUUUAAAAAUUAAUUUGUGCAUUGAAUUUCUUUAAUUUUAUUGCAAAUCGGUCAAGGAAUAGCAAAGACUCUCCAUAAUGUCCAUCAAAUUAACUGCAAAUCUUAACAAUCCACCCAUAAGUGGACUUGCAACGGCGCAUUUAAUCAACGAAACAACACCUGUUGAGAUAACAUGGGGUAACGAAACUGCCCUGGUGUUUCCCGACAAUCGGCGCUUGGUGUGCCAUUCGAAUAAUGACGUCUUGCGAGCUCUGGCCCGCGAGGCUCCCCAAUACAAGCUCUAUGGAGAAACAGCCAUUGAACGCACCCAAAUCGAUCACUGGCUCUCGUUCAGUCUAACCUGCGACGAUGACAUCUCAUGGGCCAUGUCGUUUUUGGAAAAGUCCAUUGCUCCGGUCACCUUUCUGGUUGCCAAUAAGCUAACUAUUGCCGACUUUGCCCUCUUCAAUGAAAUGCACUCCCGCUACGAGCUUCUGGCUGCCAAAGGUAUCCCAGCUCACGUCCAGCGUUGGUAUGAUCUCAUCAAUGCCCAGCCCUUAAUUCAGAAAGUUCUGCAAACUCUGCCUGAUGAGGCUCGUGCCAAGUCAAAGAGGGUCAAUAAGUCUUCAUCGAAGGAGAAGGACGCAGCAGCGAGCAAGCCAGGCGAACGCAAGCAAGAAGGAAAAUUCGUUGAUUUGCCAGGCGCCGAAAUGGGCAAGGUUAUUGUGCGUUUCCCUCCAGAGGCAUCCGGAUAUCUCCACAUUGGACACGCCAAGGCUGCUCUCCUCAAUCAAUAUUAUCAGCAGGCAUUCAAUGGCAAGCUUAUUAUGCGAUUCGAUGAUACGAAUCCGGCUAAAGAAACAGUCGAAUUCGAGAAUGUGAUUCUGGGCGACUUGGAGAUGCUGCAAAUCAAGCCAGACCUCUACACCCACACGUCCAACUAUUUCGACUUGAUGUUGGAAUACUGUGAGACUAUGCUUAAAGAUGGCAAAGCCUAUGUCGAUGACACAGAUCCAGCGACAAUGAAGAUCGAGAGAGAACAAAGGGUCGAGUCGAAGAAUCGCAGUAAUGAUGUUGAAAAGAACUUGGCAAUGUGGAAGGAAAUGUUGGCUGGAUCCGAAGCCGGGCAGAAGUGCUGUGUUCGAGCUAAAAUCGACAUGUCAUCGCCUAAUGGCUGCAUGAGAGAUCCAACCAUUUACCGUUGCAAGAACGAGCCACAUCCAAGGACAGGCACUAAGUACAAGGUCUAUCCUACCUACGAUUUCGCCUGCCCAAUUGUCGAUGCCAUAGAAGAUGUCACUCACACUCUACGUACCAUGGAAUACCAUGAUCGUGAUGAUCAAUUCUAUUGGUUUAUUGAUGCCUUAAAGCUUCGCAAGCCAUACAUUUGGGAGUACAGUCGAUUGAACAUGACCAAUACGGUUCUUUCAAAACGAAAACUCACUUGGUUUGUCGAUGAAGGACUUGUUGAUGGAUGGGAUGAUCCUCGUUUCCCAACUGUACGUGGUAUUCUUCGUCGUGGUAUGACCGUUGAGGGUCUUAAGGAAUUCAUUAUUGCUCAAGGUUCAAGUAAAUCGGUAGUCUUCAUGAAUUGGGAUAAAAUUUGGGCAUUCAAUAAGAAAGUCAUUGAUCCGAUUGCUCCCAGAUAUACAGCAUUGGAAAAAGACAAUCAUGUUGUUAUUAAUGUAGCAGGGGCUAAGAAUGAGACAAUUGAAGUCCCAGCCCAUCCCAAAAACGAAUCAGUUGGAAAGAAAUCAAUUCAAUUGAGUAAUCAAAUUCUCAUUGACUAUGCGGAUGCUGAAUUAUUGAAAGAAGGUGAAAAUGCAACAUUCAUCAACUGGGGUAAUAUUAUGAUUAAGAAAAUCCAUAAAACUGAUGGUAAGAUUUCAUCAAUUGACGCUGAUUUGAAUUUGGACAACAAGGACUUCAAGAAGACACAAAAACUAACCUGGUUGGCUAAGUUAGAUAACGCUGAAUAUCCACCUACGUGGUGUGUGUACUUUGAUAAUAUUAUAAGCAAACCUGUUCUUGGAAAGGAUGAAGAUUUUAAACAAUAUAUCGGACAUCAAACUAGGCACGAAGUUAAAAUGCUUGGUGAUCCGGAUCUUAAGAAACUCAAAAAAGGAGAUAUUAUUCAAUUGCAGAGACGUGGUUAUUUCAAAGUGGACGUUGCUUAUGCUCCAGCAAAUCCGAUUUCUGGUGUUACGCGCCCAGUUAUUCUGUUCUCGAUUCCCGACGGUCAUACUAAAGAUAUGCCUUCGUCCGGAUUAAAGAUUCAGGAAAAUACCACUAAGAACGCUUCUCCUCCGCCAUCAUCAAACGCAAACGCUGCCGCCGAUGCAAUAGAUCAGCAAAUAGCUAGCCAAGGUAUUGUUGUUCGUGAUCUCAAAGCUAAAAAAGCUGAAAAGGCACAAAUUGACGUCGAGGUAAAGAAGCUACUUUCGCUUAAAGCAGAUUAUAAAGCAGCAACAGGCAGCGAUUGGAAACCAAAGCCUGCAACAGCAGCAUCAACUGCUCAAGCCCCAUCCGCCGCGUCAUCUGGAGGUGAUGCCAAUUCAAUAAACAAGCGUAUAACAGAACAAGGUGAUCUUAUUAGAGAUCUUAAAGCAAAGAAAGCCCCCAAGAGUGAUAUCGACUCCCAAGUAAAGGUACUAUUGUCGCUCAAAGCACAAUAUAAGGAAGCCACUGGAAAAGAUUGGAAACCUGAAGCUGCACCGGCACCAACAGCAAAAGCAGCAGCAGCAUCAGCACCUGCAGCCGUUCAAGCAUCUGGUACCGAAGCUAUUCUCAAUAAAAUAACUGAUCAGGGUGGCAAAAUCCGUCAACUUAAAUCAGAAAAAGCUGCCAAGGCGACAAUCGAUGCUGAAGUAAAGGUAUUGCUUGAACUCAAGGCCGAAUACAAGAAACUAACAGGCUCAGACUGGACUCCUGCUUCUGCAUCUGCAGUAGUUACAAAAAAAGAAUCUUCGCCAACUCCAGCCAGUGAAGGUAAUAACUCAGCAAUUUCAGUUAUACUCGAGAAAAUCACCAAACAAGGUGAAAAAGUUCGCGAUUUGAAGGCCCAAAAAGCCGCUAAAGCAGCAAUUGAUACUGAAGUCAAGGUGUUAUUGGCUCUAAAGGCUGACUAUAAGAGCCUUACGGGAUCAGAUUGGAAACCAGGUACCACAGCUCCAGCACCAGCGCUUGCAUCAACACCUCCCGCCUCAACAAAAGAAGCAUCGCCUGUCAAAGGUGACCUUUCACGCAUAAACGAGCAAAUCAAAGAGCAAGGAGACAAAAUUCGAAAGUUAAAGUCUGAAAAAGCUUCUAAGGCAACCAUCGAACCUGAAGUAAAAGCAUUAUUGGCUCUAAAAGCUGAAUUCAAAAGUAUUUCCGGAAAAGACUGGACACCAGAAGCUCAAGUCGAAUCACCAAAGCCAGUUGCAGCUGCAAUGACAGAUGAAAAGGAACAGCUCACAAAACAAAUUAAUGAACAGGGAGACAAGGUGAGGGCGGCAAAGGGUAGCCACGCAGCUAAGGAAAUAAUCGAUGCUGAAGUUAAGCUACUGUUGGAACUCAAAGCCAAAUAUAAGGAAGUAACUGGAACUGAUUUUCCGGUUGCAGCACGAGGAAGUAGUAAAAAAUCUGGUGAAAAAAAGGAGUCUACCCCAAAACCAGCCAAACCCUCUAAGAAGGAAUCUCCAAAGCCUGAAAGUGCAACCGGAGCUGUAAAGAAACAGACCCGUUUGGGUUUGGAAGCCACUAAAGAGGAUAACCUUCCCGAUUGGUAUUCUCAAGUCAUAACGAAAGGUGAGCUUAUUGAGUACUACGAUGUUUCGGGUUGCUACAUCCUCAGACAUUGGUCGUUUGCCAUUUGGAAGUUCAUACGUACGUGGUUCGAUGGUGAAAUCACAAAAAUGGGCGUCAAGGAGUGCUACUUCCCCAUGUUCGUGUCCAAGGCUGCUUUGGAGAAAGAAAAGGAUCAUAUAGCUGACUUUGCUCCAGAAGUUGCUUGGGUAACUAAAUCUGGUGAGUCAGAUCUAGCCGAACCAAUUGCCGUACGCCCCACCUCCGAAACAGUUAUGUAUCCCGCGUAUGCAAAAUGGAUUCAGUCCUACAGGGAUUUGCCAAUCCGGUUGAACCAGUGGAAUAACGUUGUGAGAUGGGAAUUCAAACACCCACAGCCGUUCUUGCGGACUAGAGAAUUCUUGUGGCAAGAAGGUCACACUGCCUUUGCAACCAAGGAGGAAGCCGACAAAGAGGUUCUAGAAAUCCUCGAUCUGUAUGCCCAGGUGUACACGAAUCUGCUGGCUAUUCCAGUGGUCAAGGGACGUAAGACCGAAAAAGAGAAGUUCGCCGGUGGAGAUUAUACCACGACGGUUGAAGCUUUUAUUUCGGCGAGUGGUCGUGCUAUUCAAGGUGCAACCAGUCAUCAUCUGGGACAAAACUUCUCAAAAAUGUUUGACAUUGUCUAUGAAGAUCCAGAAACACAAAAGAAACAAUUCGUGUUCCAAAACUCGUGGGGUAUCACAACGCGAACAAUUGGAGUGAUGAUUAUGGUUCAUGCUGACAAUCAGGGACUUGUCCUUCCACCUCAUGUCGCUUGCAUUCAAGCUAUAAUCGUUCCUUGUGGCAUAACGGUUAACACCAAAGACGAUGAACGUGAACAGCUGUUACAAAGCUGCAAGAGCUUGGAAGCUUUGCUAAACUCCCACGGAAUUCGAUGUGAGGGAGAUUACAGGGAUAAUUAUUCGCCAGGAUGGAAGUUCAACCAUUGGGAACUUAAGGGUGUUCCAAUUCGCAUUGAAAUCGGUCCAAAAGACAUGAAAUCCAAUCAACUGGUAGCAGUGCGUCGUGAUACCUGUGAGAAAUUAAUACUUUCAUGUGAAAAUGCUGAGCAGAAAAUAAGUCAACUACUUGAAACCAUCCAUGAGGGUAUGUUUGCCAAGGCGAAAACUGAUCUCAGCCAACACACGAAGGUGACUAAAAAUUGGGGCGAUUUCUGUAAGUUCCUGGAUCAAAAGAACAUCUUAUUGACACCUUUCUGUGGAGAAACAAGCUGCGAGGAUCAAAUCAAGGCCGAUAGUGCAAGGGAUGAAGAAGCUGAGCCUGGUGCUCCAGCCAUGGGUGCAAAGUCACUCUGCAUACCAUUCGAUCAACCAGCGGCUAUAACAUCGGCAGACAAAUGCAUCCAUCCAAGUUGUAGCAAGAAUCCAAAAUACUACUGCUUGUUCGGAAGAAGUUAUUAAAAGAGUGAACCAUCACAUAAUUAUGUUUGACCGAUUUCUUUUAUUAUGCUCCGAGAUUAUAUUCAAUUUUAUUUUAAUUGUUGCUAAGUUGUUGGCUUCUUUUAAAAUUGUUUUUUAAGUUAUUUCAACUCAAAUAAAAUCGUUUAAUUUUCGAUUCGUAAGUAUGUCACAGAAA